AUGCCCCAGAAGCCUGUGAGUCACCGACCACCGCUUCCUCCGUGGCCUUUCAAGUGGGCACGUGUCAGCAACAGCGGGCCCUGGGCUCCGUGUAGCACAGUGUGGUUUUCCGAGCUCUUUCUUCCCGAGGUUGCGUUUGAUCUCUGUGUCAUCCUGCAGCUGGUGACUUCGCUGCAGAUGUGCCUCGUCCCUUUGUACCUCACGCUAAAGCUGUACUGGUGGCGGCUUCUGUCUCUGAGGGGAAGCACCUCCGCUGUUACCAGUUACACCCUCUUCAGCACCCGGAAACCUCUUUCAGGGCAAACACCACGACUGGUCUACAAAUGGUUUCUGCUAAGCUACAAGGCCAGCUGUGCACUUGGUAUAGUAGGCUAUGUGGCCAUCAAGUUUACAAUGUGUGGACUCAGCCUAAUACUGAAAAUCAAAUUUAGAGAGUCCAUGGAUCUGGGGAUUGGAUCCUUGUUCUAUGGCCUUUACUAUGGGAUAAUGGGUCGAUUUGCUGAGAUCUGCUCAGACUAUAUGGCAUCUACCAUAGGGUUCUACAGGGAGAGCGGGAUCCCCACUAGGAGGCUGUCCGGCGAUAUUCGUGCCGUUUGGGGGCACGAAGAAGGGCUCGUGGAAAGCACCUACCGGUUUUCAUGCAAGCAUGUCUUUCGUGAAUUCUGCAUCUGAGGUUGGUGUAUCGUAGGGAAGAAGCAGACUUGGCCUUACUGCAAAGAGAAGGUUGAUUUGAAGAGGAUGCUCCGCAACCCCUGGGGACGCACACACAUGCUCUGUGUAAAGAUCUCAGACUGGCUUCAUUACUUGGUGGCCUGGCUCAGGGCAUUAACUAUUUCCUGA
Messenger RNA from Meriones unguiculatus (Mongolian gerbil), 840 nucleotides. It is a transcript of the gene Rnf175, whose product is annotated as ring finger protein 175. The record is from RefSeq and is a predicted model, not a curated record. Gene Ontology annotation, molecular function: ubiquitin protein ligase activity; metal ion binding. NCBI's taxonomy places the organism in Eukaryota, Metazoa, Chordata, Mammalia, Rodentia, Muridae. Gene Ontology annotation, cellular component: Golgi membrane; endoplasmic reticulum membrane.